Messenger RNA from Papaver somniferum (opium poppy), 1923 nucleotides. Its product is annotated as serine/threonine-protein phosphatase PP1-like. The transcript has 3 exons. The coding region runs from base 716 to 1627 and encodes 303 amino acids. Lineage: Eukaryota; Viridiplantae; Streptophyta; Magnoliopsida; Ranunculales; Papaveraceae. Gene Ontology annotation, cellular component: cytoplasm; nucleus. The record is from RefSeq and is a predicted model, not a curated record. Gene Ontology annotation, molecular function: protein serine/threonine phosphatase activity.
UCAUCUGUUCGUACAAGGACCAAUUUAGUCUACGGCAAAGAGUACUACUGAUUAAAGGUGAUAUAUCGACGAUUUGACGUCUAACAAGUAGCUAGCUCUGGUUAUGGCCUUUGCUUAAACAUUACCGAAAAGAACAUCCCAACUUCUUUUUCUUGGUUUGUCGGUAGAAUCCAAGAUGCUACUUGUACAAGUUUCAAACUCUGGUCGACAAAGAACAUGCAAACCUCAGACGAUGAAGACCUUGAUAUUUUGGAUUCUUGAAGCAUCCCUAAAACCAUUUUGAUCUAAUAUCAUCAGCAUAAUUGUUCUUCAACUAGAUCAUUAAAAGUUUACAGUACAUUACAAGAAGAAUGAAAGAGAAAUGUAGAUUUGAAGAGAGGAAGGAAAAAUCGAAGCUUGCGUAAGAAAAGUCUCGAUUGCCAACCGACCCGUUAGUUAAGGGUAUGUGAGGAGGCAUGUGGUGCAUGCAUUCAAACCCGCCCUUAUUAAACGGUCUAAAUGAAGGGCUUCUAAAGUCUCUUCUUUUUAACCUUUCACUCUUCUCUCCUUUUCCAAUUUUAGCAACCCAAAAACAAACUCAUCCUCUUUUCAUUCCCUCCCUUGCUUUUUUCUUGUUUUUUCUUUUCUUUUCUGUUUUCGCUUCUUUUGAACAAAUAAUCUUCUUCAAUCUUCUUCUUUUUGAUCAUUUGAGGCCUAUUGGAGGAUUCAAAAAGAGAUGGACAAGAAUGUGUUAGAUAAUUUAAUUGAUAGACUUUUGGAUGGAAGAAAAAAUAAAAGCAAAAGGGUUCAGUUAAAUGAAUCUGAAAUUCGUCAACUUUGUAUAGUUUCCAAAGAAGUAUUCUUAAGCCAACCUAUUCUUCUGGAAUUAGAAGCUCCUAUGAAUGUCUGUGGUGAUAUACAUGGCCAAUUCUCGGAUUUGUUACGGCUAUUUGAAUACGGUGGAUUCCCACCGGAGUCGAAUUACUUAUUCCUCGGAGACUAUGUAGACAGAGGAAAACAAAGCAUAGAAACAAUAUGCUUACUCUUAGCUUACAAAUGCAAAUUCCCAAAUAACUUUUUUCUUCUUCGCGGUAACCAUGAAUGCGCUUCCAUUAACAGAAUCUACGGAUUCUACGAUGAAUGUAAACGUCGGUUUAGUGUUCGUUUAUGGAAGAUUUUUACAGAUUGUUUCAACUGUUUGCCAGUUGCAGCAAUCAUUGACGAUAAGAUAUUAUGUAUGCAUGGUGGGCUGUCACCUGAAAUGGAAAGUAUGGAUCAGAUAAGAGCUAUUGAAAGACCAGUAGAUGUUCCAGAUCAAGGUCUAAUAUGUGAUCUCCUCUGGGCUGAUCCAGAUAGAGAUAUUAAAGGUUGGGGUGAGAACGAUAGAGGUGUUUCUUUUACUUUUGGAGCUGACAAAGUUGCUGAAUUCUUGAAGAAACAUGACCUUGAUCUCAUUUGCCGUGCCCACCAGGUUGUUGAAGAUGGCUACGAAUUCUUUGCCGACAGGCAGUUGGUUACAAUCUUUUCAGCACCAAACUACUGUGGAGAAUUCAACAAUGCAGGUGCACUGAUGAGUGUGGAUGCUAGUUUGCUGUGUUCCUUUCAAAUCCUAAAACCGUGGAAGGCAAAGACGCUUCAAAUGGAGUAAGGGUUUCUGCCAGUGAAGGAAAUUUCAUUCAGAGACAGAAGUGUCUUUCACAUCUCGGCGACAAAGCCCCUAGGUUUUGUUCUUUUUCUUCCCUUUUUUUUUUUUUUUGGUUUGUUGCGGAUCAGUAGUGUAUAUAAUUCCUAACAGUAAAGGAAGCUAAAGUAAGUGGUAAUUUGGUGAUUUGGAAAAGAAGAAAAGUUCAGCUGCUUUGUAACCCAAAUAAAUAAAAAAGGGCAUGUUGAAACAAACCAUAAAUUAGAAAGUAUAGCUAAGGUAAUCAUGAGAAAAUGAUUACA